Messenger RNA from Ichthyophthirius multifiliis, 986 nucleotides. RefSeq lists its product as hypothetical. The annotation marks the transcript as partial. NCBI's taxonomy places the organism in Eukaryota, Ciliophora, Oligohymenophorea, Hymenostomatida. The record is from RefSeq and is a predicted model, not a curated record. The transcript has a single exon.
AAAAAAAAAGAAAAAGUAAAAGAAAAAGAAAAAAAAAAGAAAUAAAGAAAAUGAAUACUAGAGGAGGAGUAGAUCUUGUACACUAUGAAAAAGAUAGAGGCUAAUAAUAAAACCGUGACGCAAACGAAAUUAGAUUUAAGGGAGAUCGUGGAUGUCGUAACUAUAUUGAUUAUGGUUUGAAAAUUUUAUUCGAAAAGAACGAUAAAGACUAAUUCUUAUAUGACCAUAUUGUAUUAACUGGAGCCAGAUUAACAUUUUUGAAUAUAUUGAAAAGCGCAAAUGUGAUCUAAUCUAAGAUUAAAGGAGCAUUUUCAGUUGUCGAAAUUUAGAAUAAAUUAGUAAAUGAUAACUAUAAAGUAAAGGAAGAAUUCAAAGAUUAAGGAUUUAAAGAAUCUACAAGUAAAUAGAGAUAUUUGACUGUUUUGACCGUCACUAUUUACAGAAAUCAUGAUGAAAUUUCUAAGUUUGCUAACCAUCCUGGUUUAUAAUAACCCUUGGGCGAUGGAUAAUUGAAUGUUAUUUAAGACUAUACUAGUUAUUAAUAAUAAUAAGAAAAAGAAAGAGAAUAAAGAAGAAAUUAACCCAGAAACAACAACUAAUAAGGAAAUGUAGUAAGAUAAAACAAAAGAAACUACAACAAUAACUACUCUGGUGGUAGAAACAGUUAUAAUAAUGGAUAAAGAAACUUCGAAAAUAGACAAAGAGGUUAUAAUAAUGAAAACAGAGGAGGUUACAACAAUGAAAAUAGAGGAGGUUAUAACAAUGAAUAUAGAGGAGGAAAUAGAGGAGGUGAAAGAUAAUAUGAAAGUAGAGGAGGUGAUAGAUAGUACGAAAAUAGAGGAGAAAGAAGAAAUAAUAAUAGAGGAGGUGAAGGAAAUAGAGAAGGUGGAAGAUAAUAAAGAAGAAAUUGAAAAUAUUUAAUUUGAGAUAUUUUUUUUUGUUUUAGUAAAAAAAAAUUCUUUUUAAAUAUAAACUUUAGUAAAUUU